AUGGAGCUCAGAGCAAUGAUUUCUCUCCUUCUGCUGCUGCUCCUGGGCCUGUCUAUGGCUCACCCUGGCCUGGAAGACGGAGGGGAAAACGAAAUCCUCGAGGAUGAGUCUGACAUUACCUCAACUAUUCUGAGGAUGAACAACGGCUCUACAGAUUUUCUGAUAGAAGGAGAUGUGCUGAUUCCAAGAACAAGAAGUGCCAUGAGAUGCUUCAGUAAAACAUUCAGCUGUCUGUGGUCAAAGUCAGCUAAUGGGAAAGUGGAGAUCCCUUUCAUCAUAAACUCUAAAUACGAUACUCAUGAGAAGAAUGAGAUUUUAAAUGCGAUGAAGGACUUCCAUUCAAAAACGUGCAUUCGCUUCGUUCCACGUGUCAAACAGAGGAUGUACAUCAGCUUUGAGCCGAGAUACGGGUGCUUCUCCUCUCUGGGUCGCCUUGGAGACAAGCAGGUGGUGUCACUGCAGAGGUUCGGCUGCGUACGCCACGGCAUCAUCCAGCAUGAGCUGCUGCAUGCUCUGGGCUUCUACCACGAACACACUCGGAGCGACCGCGACCAGUAUGUCAGAAUCAACUGGGAAUACGUCAAACAAUAUUACGUGCACAACUUUCAGAAGAAGGACAGUAAUAAUCUCAACACCCCAUAUGACUACUCUUCUGUAAUGCACUAUGGAAGGACUGCCUUCGCCAGUCAGUUUGGAAAGGAAACCAUAACUCCCAUCCCUGAUCCCUCUGUUCCCAUUGGCCAGAGGCAGGGCAUGUCCGACAUUGAUAUUCGCAGGAUCAACACACUGUACAAAUGCUGUAAGUAG
Myripristis murdjan (pinecone soldierfish) is the source of this 807-nucleotide messenger RNA. RefSeq names its product low choriolytic enzyme-like. The transcript has 8 exons. Gene Ontology annotation, biological process: proteolysis. Gene Ontology annotation, molecular function: zinc ion binding; metalloendopeptidase activity. Lineage: Eukaryota; Metazoa; Chordata; Actinopteri; Holocentriformes; Holocentridae. The record is from RefSeq and is a predicted model, not a curated record. The coding region runs from base 1 to 807 and encodes 268 amino acids.